This is a messenger RNA of Oppiella nova, 1234 nucleotides long. Lineage: Eukaryota; Metazoa; Arthropoda; Arachnida; Sarcoptiformes; Oppiidae. The record is from the annotation of a GenBank genome assembly.
AUGAGGGGUCGCCAUUCCCUUCACUUACCGUCUGUUCGUGACUUUGAGUCCGUGACUAAGUCUGUGAGUUCCUUAACUCACGCGCGGGAACGCACAGUUGCCUAUCCUACAUGCACACAUUUAGUUUACGGCUACGUGGGUGUAGACACUAAUGCUGAUAUCAAGAUUCUCGAUGAUACCUUGGUCACAAAAUACAACCAGUUCGAUCAGCUGCCUAAACAGAAAGGCACCGACAAGUCACUCGUAGCCAUCGGUGGGUUCAUGCACGCCAUGGAGAUCGUGGUCGCACUCGACAACCCCUCCCUGUUCUCGAAGAACGCAAUGGCUUUCCUUAAGAAAUACAGUUUCGAUGGCAUUGUCCUCGAGUUCACUAACGGCUGGUCCGUCGACUAUAUGGAGAAAUACAUCAAAUUGGUGACUGUCCUCAAGGAGGACUUCAAGGCCAGUGGAUACGUGUUGGGCUCCGUGUUGGCCGCCGAGCGCCCUGGUUAUGAAAUUGACAAAGUGAUCGAACAGGUGGACUUUAUUUCCGUGAACACCUUUGACUAUAAUGGACCCUGGCACGAAACUCCCCCGCAAACCCCAACUGGCCAUGGUGCCUCAUUGACUGAUAUCACGGUAGGCAAUAAAAGUUUAGACGGCACUCAACCGUAUAAUAAGCACUUAAUGUGGGGCAAACCUUUCCGGAAAACUUAUAUCUCACUCCCGUUUUAUGGACACACCUGGAAACUGGCCGACCCUACUGACCACAAAAUCGGUUCCCCGGCUAGUGAUAAGGGCCCUGCUCAACCAUUCACUAAUUUACCCGGAAUAAUUGGUUUUAACGAGGUGAUGUUGAAAAUGAAAGAUGGUGGCUUGAUCAUGGAGGAGGACAAGGUUGCUGGCUCAGUUUUCUUUUAUAAGGAUGACCUAUGGAUUACCGCUGAGGUCGAGGCCACCAUUAAGGCUAAGACCAAUUGGGCCACGACUGAGGGCUUCGGAGGGGUCACCGUUAGGGCCAUAAAUUACGACGACUUUAACGGUUACGUAACGACUAAGAAACACCCCCUCCUCACGGCUGUCAAUGAGGGGCUCAACAAAAACUAACUGAAUGUCUAUUGUAAACAAAAUACAUGGCUACAAAAUCUAUAAUGAAUCAAAGUUAUUGAUUUAAUUAAGUAAAUUAAAUUAAUUAAUUUCAUGUUUAAUGCAAAAUAAAAUUAUUUGCAAAUAACAAUUGCAUUUAAAUUAGCUA